AUGUCAGACGACAAGGUAGCCGUUCCCACGAACACACAUGAAAACCCCUUGCUCCAGAAGCUCACUCCAAAGCAAUUUGACGCCAGCGUGAAAUUCUAUGAAGCAGACCAUCAAUUGCUGCACGAAGACCGUCAGGUCAUAGCUGAAGACCUUCAAAAUGUCGUUUUUUCCACAGCGUUCUAUGGCUACGGAGCCGGAGUUUCGUCAUUUAUGAUCCCCACUGCAUACUAUACCCUUACCCAAGGCAAUUCCGCCACUGUGAGACGUUCUGCACCGGUUCCUCGAGGCUUUUUCAAGAAGCCAUUUCUCUCGUUUUUGAUUGGAGUCACGGCAAUGAUGGUGACUAACCAACAGGUGUGCAAAUACAAGUUCAAUCGCAAAAUACAAGAGGAAGACCAGACGAGUAGUCAUCGGGCGGCUGUGUGGAAAUCAAUGGAUUAUCAUCAAGCCAGUCUCUUCUACUUGUACUACCGGAAGACGGCGGAAAAUCCUGAUUUUAUCGUCCAAGAUCCCCGCAAAGUAGAUAGCCAGUCUCUCCACAAGGUCCACUACGAGCCUUCCAAAGACGAGCAUUUCACCAGUACUUUGGGCAUGAAAAAUGACGAGGGCUUGUCGCACUGGGACCAGAUCAGACUAGCCAAUGGGUUUGGUGUGUCUAAGGAGGAAGGUGGGUCCAGGGAAGAAGGUGGGUCCAAGUGGAACGACAUACGCCAGGGGAUCAAGGACGAGAGUGAGAAUAGGGGAAAUUGA
This is a messenger RNA of Meyerozyma guilliermondii ATCC 6260, 750 nucleotides long. RefSeq lists its product as uncharacterized. Lineage: Eukaryota; Fungi; Ascomycota; Pichiomycetes; Serinales; Debaryomycetaceae. The transcript has a single exon. The coding region runs from base 1 to 750 and encodes 249 amino acids. The record is from RefSeq and is a predicted model, not a curated record.